Messenger RNA from Aphidius gifuensis, 2269 nucleotides. RefSeq names its product peroxisomal targeting signal 1 receptor (gene Pex5). The transcript has 5 exons. Gene Ontology annotation, biological process: protein import into peroxisome matrix, docking. The coding region runs from base 310 to 2205 and encodes 631 amino acids. NCBI's taxonomy places the organism in Eukaryota, Metazoa, Arthropoda, Insecta, Hymenoptera, Braconidae. Gene Ontology annotation, molecular function: protein binding. The record is from RefSeq and is a predicted model, not a curated record. Gene Ontology annotation, cellular component: cytosol; peroxisomal membrane.
AAUAUUAUCCAAUGAAAAUUGAAUAAAAAGUAUUGAAUUAUUCGUAUUGGUUAAAAAAAAAAAAAAUAAUAAAUUCGAACGGAAUGAAGUCUAGAGUCCAUGUGAUCGCGCUCUCUCAUGAUUAUUAUUAUUUUUUUAUUGUCGACAUAUUAUUAAUGUCAUUGUGUGUUUUUAUUAUUAAAACAUGUUUAUUAUUGUAAUUGAAUUCUUGGGAUAAUACCCAUUGAGUUCAAAUACUAAUUAAUCCAUGUCUAGUGUGCCAAGAAGUGGAUAACUUUACGACUAUUUUUGGAGUCACCAAACAAAAAUAUGUCACUACGUGAUUUAGUUGAAGGUGAUUGUGGUGGACCUGGACCAUUGACAAGUUUUACAAGUCACCUUGUACAAGAUAGAGGUUUUAGAGAUGAUGGUAUUGGUCAAUCACAUGUUGUACCAUUUGAAAAUACUGAUGAAAAUAAACUUGUUGAUGAAUAUUUGGAUAAUCAUGUUAAUGUUCAACCUCAAACAUUUCGUAUGGAUAAUAUACUUGAUGAAAUUCAUGAUAUUGAUAAUGUUAUACAUCAACAAUUACCACAAGUUGAAAAUAAUUGUGAAGAACAAGAUACUGAAUGGGCUUGUCAAUUUUUGGAAAAUAGAUCAGAGUUUUAUAAACAUAAUUCAGAUAGUAUAUGGGCAGAAAAUGUUCAUCAACCUGAAGCAUCAAUAACAACAACAACAACAACAACGACAACAGGUGCAUCAACAUCACAUCAAGAUGCAAAUGAAUUUGGACUUGGUAUGCGAUGGGCUGAAGAUUAUUUUGAGCAUUCACUUGAAAAUGAUAAUGCUGAUAAUAAUAUUGUAAUGAAAAAAAAAACAUUUGGUAAUGAAAAUUUGGGUUUAUCAAAAUUUAUGAAAUUUAUGCAUCAAGAUAAUAAAACAAAUGUUAUAUUACAAAAUGAUGAUGAUAGUAUAAAUAAUACAGGUUCAAAAUGGGCACAAGAAUUUUCAAAUCAACAAAAUCCAGAUUUAUCAAAUAUAUCUGAUGUUGAUAAAAACAUUAUUGGUAAUGUAUCAGAUAUUAAUGAAAUUGGUAAAUCAUGGCCAGCUGAAUUUACUGGAGCUUCAUCAAUAAAUGAAGAUACAGUUAAAGUUGAAAGUGGUGAAGAAAUUGAAGAUAUAAAUUCAUCAAUUAUGGAAAAUGCAUGGAAAAAUAUAAAUGAAAAUAGUCCAUGGUUAACAGAUUUUAGCAACAAAUUUGAUGAUUAUAAAGAUUAUAAAUUUAAUGAUGAUAAUGAAAUGAUAACAUUAAAAACAAAUGAAGAUCCAAUGAAAAUUGGAAUAGAAAGAUUAGAAGCUGGUGAUUUACCAAGUGCUGUAUUAUGUUUUGAAGCUGUUGUUAGAAAUGAUGUUGAUAAUUCAGAAGCUUGGUAUUUACUUGGUAAAACACAAGCUGAAAAUGAACAAGAUCCAUUGGCAAUAGCAGCAUUAAAAAAAUGUUUAAAAAUUGAUGAUAAAAAUUUAUCAGCGCUAAUGACACUUGCUGUAUCAUAUACAAAUGAAUCAUAUAAUAAUCAAGCAUGUUAUGCUCUUAAAGAAUGGCUUAUUAAAAAUGAUAAAUAUAAUAAUAUAUUAAGCUUUAAUAAAAAAAAUAAUGAAGGUGAUGAAAAUUUCUUAUCAUCAAAAUUUAAAGAUAUACAUGAGGAGGUUAAAAAUUUAUUUAUUCAAGCAGCAUUAAUUAAUCCAACAAAUGAAAUUGAUGCUGAUGUACAAUGUGGUCUUGGUGUAUUAUUUAAUUUAUCAAAUGAAUAUGAUAAAGCUAUUGAUUGUUUUCAAACAGCAUUACAAGUACGUCCAAAUGAUUCAAGAUUAUGGAAUAGACUUGGUGCAACAAUGGCUAAUGGACAAAAAUCAGCUGAAGCUGUUGAUGCAUAUUCAAAAGCAUUAGAGCUAUCACCUGGUUUUAUAAGAGCAAGAUAUAAUUUGGGUAUAUCUUGUAUUAAUUUAUCAGCAUAUAAAGAAGCUGGUGAACAUUUAUUAAUAGCAUUAAAUCAACAAGCUGCUGGUGUUGAUUCAAAGGGUCAAAUUGGAUCACCAAGUUUAAUGUCAGAAACAAUAUGGAGCACAAUGAAACUUGUCACUUGUUUUUUAAAUAAAUAUCAUCUUUAUGAUGCUAUUGAAAAAAGAGAUCUUAAAGCGUUAAAUUUCGAAUUCGAAAUUUCAUGAAUUCUCGAUUGACAAGAAGAAAAACAAAAGGAAAUUAAAAAAAAUAAAAAAAAUAAUUAAAAAA